This is a messenger RNA of Lolium rigidum, 891 nucleotides long. Its product is annotated as ubiquitin-conjugating enzyme E2 22-like. Bases 1 to 891 code for a protein of 296 amino acids. Lineage: Eukaryota; Viridiplantae; Streptophyta; Magnoliopsida; Poales; Poaceae. The transcript is spliced from 7 exons. The record is from RefSeq and is a predicted model, not a curated record.
AUGGGGCUCCGGCUAAUCUCAGAUUCGUCCACCCGCGCCGCGCGCCGAUGUGUAGGAAUGUAUUGGCCGAUCGAUUGGUCCCACUACUCGCAUUUCGCCCCAGUUUUGGAGCUGUCUGCUCUUAUUGGUUUCAUGGCGACCAACGAGAACCUCCCAUCAAAUGUCAUUUCACAAUUGGCUAGAGAAAUGAAGAAUCUUGAUGAAUCACCUCCAGAAGGGAUUAAAAUUAUUGUUAAUGAUGAUGACUUCACUACCAUUUGUGCUGAUAUUGAGGGCCCUGCUGGCACUCCAUAUGAGAAUGGGUUAUUCCGGAUGAAGCUAUUGUUGUGUCGCGACUUCCCUCACUCUCCUCCAAAAGGAUUCUUCUUGACAAAAAUAUUCCAUCCAAACAUAGCAACUAGUGGUGAGAUAUGUGUGAACACAUUGAAAAGGGAUUGGAGCCCUAGUCUUGGAUUAAGAUAUGUUCUGCUGGUAGUGAGAUGCCUUCUGAUCGAACCAUUCCCUGAAUCUGCCCUUAAUGAACAAGCUGGAAAGAUGUUACUGGAAAACUACGAGGAGUAUGCACGCCUUGCAAGGCUAUACACUGGCAUUCAUGCACAUAAACAUAAGAAUAAGUCCAAGACCGGAGCUAUUUGCGAGUCAACCACAUCUCUAAAUGCGGGUCAGAGUAAUGAAACUGUUCUGAGCAAGAACACAGCAUUGGCUCCAGCACUGUCAUCUACGUCCACCUCAACCAAAGUUCUAGGCUUACAUGAUCAGAAUGCUGCUCCUUCUGAUCCUGCGGUAGGAGGAGCGUCAGCAGCACACAAGAAGGAUGGUCUGCUUGCUGUCAAAAUUCCAGUUGAAAAGAAGAAGAUCGAUGCCAGGAAGAAGGGCCUGAAGAGGCUAUAG